Mucor velutinosus is the source of this 1491-nucleotide messenger RNA. RefSeq lists its product as uncharacterized. NCBI's taxonomy places the organism in Eukaryota, Fungi, Mucoromycota, Mucoromycetes, Mucorales, Mucoraceae. The transcript has 4 exons. Gene Ontology annotation, biological process: polyphosphate catabolic process. Gene Ontology annotation, molecular function: exopolyphosphatase activity; phosphoric diester hydrolase activity; endopolyphosphatase activity. The record is from RefSeq and is a predicted model, not a curated record. Bases 1 to 1491 code for a protein of 496 amino acids. Gene Ontology annotation, cellular component: fungal-type vacuole.
AUGAAGGCAAAUCAUUGGUAUUUGCCUUGUCUGAUCAUUGGAGGAGCAACGUCAUGGCUCAACAAUGUUGCUGCAAUGGAACCACAGCAGCAGCAAGUGUUUAUGCAUCAACAACAUCCUAGCGCCGAUAUUCCACUCCAUGGACGCUAUCUUCACAUUACUGAUAUCCAUAUGGACAAGCACUAUUUAGCAGGUGCAACUAUAAAAUCGGACUGUCACCGAGAACCUAAAAAACAUAAACAUAGAAAGAAGAAGCAAGGUCUGUUGGCUGGAUACUGGGGUGCUCCUGGCAUGGAUUGCGAUUCUCCACAGAGACUGGUCUAUCACUCCAUCGAUUUCAUUGCAAGAGAAUGGAAGAACAAGAUCGAUUUCAUCAUUUGGACAGGCGAUAAUGCUAGACAUGAUGGCGAUGCCUUGGUAACUAGAACCAAAAAGGAAAUUGUUGGCUACAAUGUAAAGGUAGCUGAUCUUUUGAGAAGUGCAUUUACGCUAGACAAUAAUCGCACACUGCCCAUUGUUCCUUGCAUUGGUAACAAUGACAUUCAUCCUCACAACGAACUCAGAGGCAUGAAGAACAAUCCACAACUAUUAGAAUUCAGUGACAUGUGGAAGGACUUCAUACCGGAAAAUCAGCAAAAAGCAUUCAAAAGAGGAGGCUAUUUCGCUGUAGAUGUUGUACCAGGAUUACGAGUACUUUCAUUGAACUCGCUAUACUUUUUCGGCUCCAAUGACGUUGUGAACAGCUGCAGUGAUGUCAAUGGACCUGGUGCUCGCCAUGUCAAAUGGAUGCGUUCUCAGCUAAAGAAGGCUCGUAGAGAUAACGUGAAGGUCAUCAUCAUUGGUCAUGUGCCUCCAACCGUCAAGACAUUUAAGGAUAGCUGCUUGGAUGACUACAUCAAACUGUCCACCAAAUUUAAAGACGUGAUUACUGGUCACAUGUAUGGCCAUUCCAACAUGGAUCACUUCCAAGUGCUUAGCAGAGGAUCCGGAAACUUGGCUCGUAUUGGAUCAACAAACGGCGACGAAGAGGAUGAUGAAGAUGACAUGAUGCAAAUCCAAAAGGAUGCUGGUAGAUUCAUCUCGACACUUCGCAAGCAGUACAAGAAAAUCAAGAAAUACCGAGGUACCCAAGAUUUGGUGGUUGUCCAUGUUGCGCCACCUAUGCUGCCACUCUUCUAUCCGACAUUUCGUAUCAAUGAGUAUCAGGUGGAUCAUUCAACAGAUCAAUUUGGACAAUGGCUCAAAUACACACAAUAUUUCACCAACUUGACUUACUGGAACGAGCAAAGGCAUCCCAUCACCCGGAAGCAUUUGGCGCCAGAGUUUGAAAUUGAGUAUUCGACAGAUGCGACAUACAAUAUGACAGAUCUGACAGCUGAGAGCUGGCUCAAUUUUGCUCAGCAUAUCAGCUCAAAGCGGGGUAAAUCGCUUUGGAAAACAUACCUUGGCAACAUGUUUGUAAAGACAAACAAUGACUGGUAUGGCCAGUAA